AUGUUCUCCUGGGGGGAGGAGUGCCGCCGCGGCUUCAGGCUCUCAGAUGGUUCCUAUGAGUCCGGUUCAGCCCAUCUGGACCUGGACUUCACCAUCACAGACCUGUCUGCGGGUCCGACCACCGUCUGCUUUGUCAAAAAGAACCAGAAGGCGUUUAUUAUCAGCUCCAGUGAGGACAGCAAAGGAAGAAGAGUCCGAGGAAAACAGAAGUGUGUGGAAACUAAAGAGAAGAUCCGGGCUGUGAGCUGCUCUGAUCAGGUGGUUUUACUGCUGUCCAAGAGGGGACAUGUCCUCAGUGUGGACACAACCAGACCUGCUUCCACCCCACGGCCCAUCACAGCGUUCAGUCGUACACCGGUAUCUCAGGUCGCCUGUGGAAGUCAACAUUCAGUGGCUCUGACCAAAGAUGGUCAGGUGUACACGUGGGGUGUGGACUCCAGAGGUCAGCUGGGUCUGGGCAAGAAGACACCCGUGGUUCAUUCACCUGAACAGGUCAGAGGUUUGUGUUCCGUCCCUGUGGUCGAGAUCACUGCAGGAGGAGAGCAGAGCUUCGGCCUCUCUGUGUCUGGAAGUGUGUUCAGCUGGGGCAGAAACCACCGGGGCCAGCUGGGACUGGGAGACACCGAAGACAGACACACACCGACCCAUGUUCAUUCCUUGGACAUGAAGAAGACUGUUCACGUCUCCUGUGGAGAGGACCACACGGCUGUGCUGACCAAAGAUGGUGCAGUGUUCACGUUUGGUUCGGGUCAACAUGGACAACUUGGGCACAACUCAUUCAGAGAUGAACUACGACCUCGGCUUGUCGCAGAGUUCUGGGGGUCAAAGGUCACCCAGGUUGCAUGUGGACGACACCACACUUUAGCUCUGACAGAGUCAAAGAAGAUCUACUCGUUCGGGUGUGGAGAGCAAGGGCAGCUGGGACGUGGAAAGAAGAAUCAUCGAGCUGUACCACUGCCUGUCCAGCUGCCACCCGGCCAUGUUGAUGGGUCCAACAUUAGAAACAUCUUCGCCGGAGGAAACUGUUCUUUUGCAACAUGUUCAUCUGAGGACGACAAUGAAGAGUCAAACAGUGCCACUGUGACCCAGCUGACUGUAGAUGACAUGGUUAAUAAAUGGACCUCUGAAUGUGAUUCUAACUCAUGGAAAAACACCAAACAUGAAAUCCAAAGGACGUUUUCCUCUGCAUCCACUGUGAAUAAAAGCUUCCUCGAUCGAAGCAGAGAUAAACACUUCCAGACCUCGUCAAAGUUCUGUGGUUUGGACUUCACAGCUGUUCAGAGAGCUUUCACCAAACUACUGCAGAAAGACCAGGUUUUAACUCAGGUUGAAGCCACCAUCAUUCACUUGCUUCCCACUCUGAAUCCAGCCCCAGUGGGAGUGGAGGGCUUGAGGAUCUACCUGCUCCUCAAUGAGCUUCUGCAUGUGGUCCAGGAACACAAGCAGAGCUCAAAGCUGGCUGAGGCGGUUGCUGCUGCCGUCCACAGACUGUCAGCUGACAGCCUCCGGGUCUUAGGGGACUGGUGGUCGUCUCUGUCAGACUCCAUCAGGGUUAGACAUGUGGAGGUGUGGAAGAAGGCUCUGUCAGUGCUCAUGUCCCCUGAGACUUUUCGUCCAGACUCUGCAGUCAAAAAUAUGCUACAAGUCCUCCAGUACAUGUACAAUGCUAACAACAGGACUGUGGAUGCUCAAAGAAUCCCAGAAAGUGUUUUUCAACUGUCGAUCAGCGGUGAGGUUAUUGCCAUGUACAUAUAUCCGGGGCGUUUAAGGUUCCUUGAGCCCCCUGUCAUCUUUAGCUUCCCAUUUCUGAUGAAUCUGCAAACCAAGAAAAAGGUGUUGGACAUCACUUUUACAGCCAUCAAGAAAGAAAGAAUACCUUUACCCUGUCAGCUUCAAAUUAUGGCGAAUGGAUGGGAUGGUGAGCUGCCUGCAGAUGUGAAAUUAGUACUGAAGCUGCGCCGAACAUCUGUCUUGGACGACACAUUCAAACAACUGGCCAACACUUAUGACAAUGACUUUAAGAAGCAGCUUCUGGUUUAUUACAAUGAAAACCUCAAAUUUAGUGGUGUGAACAACCAAGACUUUUUCCACCAAGUGUUUCAUGAGAUGAUGUCACCUGAGUCUGGGAUGUUCAUGUUCAACGACUCCAAAACGCUGGCAUGGUUUCCCUCCAGACCAACACAGGAGCACAGAAGAUACUUCCUGUUUGGAGUUCUGUGUGGAAUGGCUUUGUACAACCAAAGUAUCAUCCAUCUACCGUUUCCACUGGCUCUGUUUAAGAAGCUGCUGGAUGUAAAACCAUCACUGGACGAUUUGACAGAAUUCAGCCCAAGUGUUGGACAGUGUCUGAAGUCCAUCCUGGAGGAAUACAGCGAGGAAGCGAUAGAAAGCCUGGACAUUGAUUUUUUGAUCAACUGGGAUGGGACAGAUGUUAACCUCGAUCCAAGCACUCCUCAAAAACCUGUGACAGAUCAAAAUAAGAAGGAGUUUGUGGAUGCCUACAUUAAUUAUGCUUUCAAGGCAUCGGUGGAGAGGGUGUUUUGUGAGUUCAAGCGAGGCUUCUUCCAGGUGUGUGAUCCGGCUGUGGUGAAGCUUUUCCAGCCGGACCAGCUUCAGAGAGUUCUGGUGGGAACAGAGGUCAAUGACUGGACAAAACUGAAGCAGAGCACAGUUUAUAAAGGACAGUACAGCACCAACCAUCCCACCAUUCUGAUGUUCUGGGAGGUGUUUGAUGAACUAACUGAGGAUCAGAAAACAGCUUUACUUCGAUUUGUGACAGGUUUUGAGAGAGUUCCCAUUCUCAAUACAGACAAUUUGAAGAUGACAGUGGGUGAGUUGUCAGACAAAGUCCAGAACCUGGACUAUGACCAGUACUACCCGAAAUCGUUUACAUGCUACUCUGCUUUGGAGUUGCCUCGAUACUCAACCAAGGAGAUCAUGAAGACCAAGCUAAUAGAGGCCUUCAGUCAAAUCGACCACUGACUGAGCACCGUGUUAGUGUUUUUAUGGAGGCACUGGAACAAAGCACUUUGGAAACGGAAAUCCUGCUGUUGUGACCAUAUAACACAAAUUCAUUUACUCCACAUGAUACUAGUGUACAUGCAGUUGAUGUCUAUCUGUACAAUGUGUAAAAAUCACAUGUAUCUUAAAUAAGUUACUUAACUCUUAAGUGUUAAAAAUACUGAGAGAAUAAAGAGUGGGAUUCAUUUAGACAUUUUGGACCAAAGUCAAAUGUUGCAAGAAAAAAACUUUGUAAAUUGUUUUUUGUCCUCGUAUUACAUGAAUGACUGUUCAUGUUACAUUUAUGUUGUUAAAUCACAAUCAUCUGCACAUGUUAAAUGAAACAAAUUAAAUAUAAAUGAGGUGCAGGUAACAAGUUGUAGUUUUUUUCUACAACAAAUUUUCUACAUGAUUUUUAAAAUCUGAUUGAUGAAACUUUAUGUAUUGAAUGCACUUUUCGGGUAAAACACUGUUGCCCAUAAAGUUGGAAUAAAACAUUAAUUUAUUAAUGUGAUUUAUUCUUCAUAUACAGAGUGUAACUUGGACUCGGUAUGUAAUCACUGGUGAUUACUGAUGUAUAUAAGUGGGAAUAAAAAGAGGAAUGAGUCUGAAAUCAGCAUUAUUCCAACGUUACAGUGUACAGUGUAUUUAUACUUGAGGAUAUUUACGUAUAUGAAGAAUAUUUAUGAAUGGAACUCAAAGUUGUAGCCACAUUUACUUUGCAAUUGACUUGUUUUGGCAAAUGAAUUAUAAUUAAUAAGUAAUUGUGGGUCACGACCAAAGCUUUGGCCUUGACUAUACCUCAUAACUCCUUCACCAAUGCAGACUGGUUUGUAAUUUCACAUUUUUAGGUGUUUCUUAAAAGGAAAAAUGACCUUUAACCCACUGAGUGAAAGAGGACAUUGGAGGAAAUUCUGGAAAAACCCUUUGAUUUAAUAAAACCUGUUCUACCUGUACAGUAAAUACAGAAAUACAAGUAGAACAUAACAGUUACACAGCAUCAAACUGGUGGAAAACCAAUAAAUAAGAAGAAUUAAGUUGAGGGUUUAAGAUAAUCUUACAUAUAGUGCAUGUAACUGUCUAAUAUAUGACAUUCAGUAUUAAUGGCAAAACCUGUGGAAUAAACAGAACAAAUUCAACCCUGGAAACCACACAAAUAAACUAAAGUAGAUCAGACCAGUUAAAUAAUAACAGAAUAACCUACAACUCCGAGUGUAAAAAAAGUAAAAUUGCAUGAAAAUGUUUAGAUUAGAUUAUCCCUCAGGAAAUUAAGGUUCCAGUUGGAGCACAACAGGGAAUGUACACUUAUAAGAAUAUUACAAGAAAAUUGUCAUAACAAUAAAAACAGCAGUGAAAAACACAGGCAGUUCCACAUUAGAAAGUACUAGUGGAAAUGAUAAAUAACAGGGAAGUAAUAAUGGAGUAGUAGUAAUAAUAAUAACUAAUUAUGUUAAAGUGAUAACAGUGACAGUAGUCGUAACAAGUGUAUAUAAGUGAUAAGUAAUAUAAGUAUGUAAAUAAGUAAUAGUAAUGAUAAUAAUAAAAUUAAUAAUAAUAAGCAAUAUGAAAAAUAAAUUGAGAACGACAACAAAAACAUUGCCCACUGGAUAUAUUUACCUUUAUAUUUACAAACUAUUCUAUAAAAAAAUGAAUAAUUAGAACAAAUAUGAACGACCUCUGAAAAGUAGAUCAUAAAUCAAGUGCACCUUCUUUGCUCAGUGUGAGUCUAAACCUGUGAUGACGUACAGGAGUUUGAUGAACUCCUUUAAAUGUGAUCGACUCACGUGUCCUCAUCAUGGCUGGUUUUCCCUCGAAGGCGUCAAAACUUAUUCAUACAGCCGACGCAUUUACAGGUGGGGGUGCACGAGAUAUCCGCCUGUACAAACACACAUCACAAACACUUGUAGAGGAUAAAAACAGUUCCAGUGUCCCUGUAUGUCAGUGUGAUGUUCUAUCUGGAUCAAUCCCUAGUUGAAUUUGUGAGGUUGUCAGGUUCUGUCUCUAUGUUAGAGUCCUGUGGUCUGGAUGCAGAUGAAUCUGCCAAUAGAAGUGGGCAGGACUUCCACUGGAGGAGAACUCAACUAAUUCAAUCAAAGUCCAUGACUUCUAUCAGUGUUCAAUAGGAACUGUAUUGAUAUCUGUAACCAUUUACAUAUUAUAAACCAUCAAAAUAUGGGCCAUUAGAAGGAAAGUAUAAGCUUUUAUAGUUAUGUUAUUGUACUGCUUUUUUCUUGUUUUUUUCUUGUGGUAAUUCUUGUGUGUAUCUUUGGUGUUUGUGCUACUUUUGGAACCUCAAUUUCCUGAGGGCUCUGUCCAAGGAUCAAUAAAGUUCUAUCUGAUCGAA
Messenger RNA from Sphaeramia orbicularis (orbiculate cardinalfish), 5344 nucleotides. RefSeq names its product probable E3 ubiquitin-protein ligase HERC3. Lineage: Eukaryota; Metazoa; Chordata; Actinopteri; Kurtiformes; Apogonidae. Gene Ontology annotation, molecular function: ubiquitin protein ligase activity. The transcript has 23 exons. Bases 1 to 2982 code for a protein of 993 amino acids. Gene Ontology annotation, biological process: protein ubiquitination; ubiquitin-dependent protein catabolic process. The record is from RefSeq and is a predicted model, not a curated record. Gene Ontology annotation, cellular component: cytoplasm.